Molecule: messenger RNA, 552 nt
Organism: Fibroporia radiculosa
Lineage: Eukaryota; Fungi; Basidiomycota; Agaricomycetes; Polyporales; Fibroporiaceae
Exons: 2
Coding region: 1-552 (183 amino acids)
Source: RefSeq, a predicted model, not a curated record
AUGGAGAAUUAUAUCAACAUCCAGUUUGCUCGAGAUUAUAACCUCCAGCACCAGAGCAUCACACCCAGACCAGUUUUUAAUGUUGAUGGAUCACCAAACAAAGCUGCAUCCAUUAAACACAAAGUCUUCUUCACCAUAUCUUUAUCUGGACAGCCAAUGAAGAUAGAAGCUUAUGCCACCGUAUUGGAUAGGAAUCCAAUCAUUCUAGCAAUCAACUGGAUCACUGAGAAAAUGCGCGUUGGUUGGGAUCAGCUUCUGCAGGCAAUCAAAACCCUUGCCAGCAACAUUCCAGAAUACCUAGAAAAAUUCCUCUCCGUAUUCAACAAAAGCACAGCAGAACGGUUACCAGAACGGAAACCCUGGGAUGAUGCAAUCGAUCUGGAAGCAAACUUUAAACCCCAGCGAGGAAAAGUCUAUCCGCUAUCACCAGCCAAACUCAAGGAGUUGGAUACCUUUAUUGAGGAAAACUUAUGGAAAGGCUACAUUUGUCCAUCAAAGUCUCCUAUGGCAUCUCCAUUUUUCUCUGUCAAUAAGAAAUCUGGAGAUCUCUGA